GGUGACCGGGAGCGCGCGGGGACUGCCGGGCCUGUGCCCUUCGGGGCCCUCUGCAGGGCUGGGCCGGGGUUUCGCGGUGGGAACCCACCCUGGGCGAGGGGAGCGGGGUCCAGCGAGGCGGCUUCUCCCGUGCCGUGGAACUUUCGGCCCCUCCCCUUCCCUCCUAGCGACCCUGGAGCGCGGCCCGGCGGCCACUGUCCCCCUGCCUGUGACUCGGGCUCUCGCACAACUGGGGAGCCCGGUGCCCCCUCGGCUUCUGCGCCGUCCCCUGGGCUGAGCUGGUUGCCCACAGGUGCCCCCGCCCCAUCUCAGGGAGUGGCCACCCAGCCCUGAGCCCGUCGUGAGGGGUCAGAGAUGGCGCUGACCCCUGAGUCCCCGAGCAGCUUCCCUGGGCUGGCUGCCACCGGCAGCUCUGUGCCGGAGCCGCCUGGCGGCCCCAACGCAACCCUCAACAGCUCCUGGGCCAGCCCCACGGAGCCCAGCUCCCUGGAGGACCUGGUGGCCACGGGCGCCAUUGGGACUCUGCUGUCGGCCAUGGGCGUGGUGGGUGUGGUGGGCAACGCCUACACCCUGGUGGUCACCUGCCGCUCCCUGCGCGCGGUGGCCUCCAUGUACGUCUACGUGGUCAACCUGGCUCUGGCGGACCUGCUGUACCUGCUCAGCAUCCCCUUCAUCGUGGCCACCUACGUCACCAAGGAGUGGCACUUCGGGGACGUGGGCUGCCGUGUGCUCUUCAGCCUGGACUUCCUGACCAUGCACGCCAGCAUCUUCACGCUGACCGUCAUGAGCAGCGAGCGCUACGCUGCGGUGCUGCGGCCGCUGGACACCGUGCAGCGCCCCAAGGGCUACCGCAAGCUGCUGGCGCUGGGCACCUGGCUGCUGGCGCUGCUGCUGACGCUGCCCGUGAUGCUGGCCAUGCGGCUGGUGCGCCGGGGUCCCAAGAGCCUGUGCCUGCCCGCCUGGGGCCCGCGCGCCCACCGCGCCUACCUGACGCUGCUCUUCGCCACCAGCAUCGCGGGGCCCGGGCUGCUCAUCGGGCUGCUCUACGCGCGCCUGGCCCGCGCCUACCGCCGCUCGCAGCGCGCCUCCUUCAAGCGGGCCCGGCGGCCGGGGGCGCGCGUGCUGCGCCUGGUGCUGGGCAUCGUGCUGCUCUUCUGGGCCUGCUUCCUGCCCUUCUGGCUGUGGCAGCUGCUCGCCCAGUACCACGAGGCCCCGCUGGCGCCGCGGACGGCGCGCAUCGUCAACUACCUGACCACCUGCCUCACCUACGGCAACAGCUGCGCCAACCCCUUCCUCUACACGCUGCUCACCAGGAACUAUCGCGACCACCUGCGCGGCCGCGUGCGGGGCCCGGGCAGCGGGGGAGGCCAGGGGCCCGUUCCCUCCCUGCAGCUCCGCACCCGCUUCCAGCGCUGUUCGGGCCGUUCCCUGUCUUCCUGCAGCCCACAGCCCACUGAGAGCCUCGUGCUGGCCCCAGCAGCCCCGGCCCGACCUGCGCCCGAGGGUCCCAGGGCCCCGGCGUGAGCACGCGGAGCGAUGGCUGGAGUCCAGGCGGGGACGGGCCCCAAAGCCCCAGCCACUCCUGGGAGCCCCUCCACAGAGCCCCCCCCCAACUCCCAAGUCACAGGCCCUGCCCCUCCUCCAUCCCCUUCUGGAAAGAUCCUGCUCGCUUCCCCUCAGCGCCCUCCACAUGAUGCCCAGAAGCGCCCACGCGCCUCCCUGAGGGUCUCCAGGAGGCUCCAGCCCAGUCCCGGCUUCUGGAGACCAUGGCUUCGUCACGGAGGGCAGCAGGGGCCAGUGCCCGGCCCGUGUGGAGACCAUGGCGCGGCUGCAGCCCCUGGGACCCUCCUCCUCUCAGCCAGCGGCCCCGUGACUCCCGUCCCUGCCUGUGUGGCUCCAUCCCUUGUGGCUUUGCCACUGGAACAAUCAACCCUGAGCUGGCUUCCGUGUCCUGCCUCGGCGCGGGGGACGCCACGUCUGAGUGGUGGGAGGAUCGGCCGGCAGGACCCCCAGGACAACACCGGCAGCUCAAGGGGGAGCCUGUGGGUCUGGCUGGGGUCGGGGGUGCACCUGCCUUUGAGGCCUGUGCAGGCGGCUGGUCUGGCACCUGAUAUGGGGCAGGGAAGGUGGCCAGGAGGGGAGGCUCCGGCCGAGGGGUGGAGCAGGGCAGGCAGGCAGAGGCCUGAGGCUUCGGGUGCAGAAUGCAAGACGACAAGGUCGCUGGCGGCACCUACAGGCCUCCUGGGCUCUCAUCCACGCCUGGCUCAGGUCUGAUCAGAAACGGAAUCCAGGUACCGCCUCACACUAGCAUUGGCGGUCUCUGCCCCACUCACCCCUCACUGCCUCCUGGACAGACUUCCUGCCCCUGCUCCCAGCUUGGCCAACCAUCCUCUCUCUGGCGACUGCCCCCCUCCAGCCCCCAGCCCGGCCCGGGACCCUGCACGGCACCCCCCAGCCUGGCCUCGCCUCCCCACCCCAUGGCCAUGCCCAGACUACCAGCCCCUUGGGGCUCCGUCUGAACACUGGGGCGAGGGUCAUGCCCGCUCGGUCCUUCCAGUGCCCGCCCCUCAGUGGAGUGAGCACAGCUCUGCUGGCAGGAUUGUCGCUGGCAUCGGGAAUGAGCAUGCAACGCUGUCCCCAGGGCCUCCUGGAAGAGGGGCAACGCUUGCAGUUCUUCCCUGGAGUUACGAAAGUGCUCUGGAACUAGACGCUGGUGACUGGGUGACGCUGUGAAUGAGCCAGUGCCACAGAACUGUGCACCUGAAUGUGCAAGUUCUGUCGUGAGUGUUUUACCUUAAAAACAAAAGGAUCCCACUCCCCGACCUUGUCCCUCUGUUAAAAUUGAAAUAGAGACUGAUGUACGUCCCACUCCUGAAUACAUGUAAAAUGGGUACAAAAAUAUCUUCUAUGAAAAUGGUUUGUAAUCUGUAGAUUGUAAUCUGGGAUUUGUAAUCUGUUGAUUGUAAUCUUGGAGAUGUCUUAGAUGUAGAAUCCCAUCUUUGGGUUGUGGGUUUUUUGCUUUCUCCAAAUAAAUCUGAUCUUUAAAAUUCAAAAAAAGAAAAAAGGAAGGCCAGGCGCGGUGGCUCACAUGCCUAUAAUCCCAGCACUUUGGGAGGCCAAGGCGGGUGUAUCACAAGUUCAGGAGUUCAAGACCAGCCUGUGCAAGAUGGUGAAACCGCAUCUCUACUAAAAAUACAACAGAAUUAGCCAAGUGCGGUGGCAGGUGCCUGUA
This is a messenger RNA of Symphalangus syndactylus (siamang), 3232 nucleotides long. RefSeq names its product urotensin 2 receptor (gene UTS2R). Gene Ontology annotation, biological process: neuropeptide signaling pathway; blood vessel diameter maintenance; regulation of blood pressure. Gene Ontology annotation, molecular function: urotensin II receptor activity. Lineage: Eukaryota; Metazoa; Chordata; Mammalia; Primates; Hylobatidae. Gene Ontology annotation, cellular component: plasma membrane. The record is from RefSeq and is a predicted model, not a curated record.